CCACCUCUCUCUUUGCUCCGUGGCAUGUCGUUACUCUGGUUAGCCACCGUUGUUUGUUUCGUGUGAGUGCUUUCCCGCUAUGUAUCUAAGGGACAUGGGGACGACUUGAUUUAGGUGAAUAUCUAUUGGAGACAUCAACCAUUGCUUAAAUGUAUUCAUGCAAUGUAGAAGAUGCAUAGCAGUCAAGAAUCAACAUAAAAAGAGCUAUCUGCAAUCAGUGCAAUGACAUGAAAGGGCAAAGUUUUUGACCACCACACAUCCCCGCUGUGGGUUUUGUCAUUUCAAGGAAUGUGGUCUAAUAUAAGAACUGUAUAGGACCUUCCAAACUGUGCCAAGCUGUGAUGAUGUCCAGAUAUGUAUGAUAGAUGAUGUGAGUGAGUGUGUCUCAGUGGAGAUCGGAGAGAAGAAGGGAAUGCAGGCUUGCUGCCCAUAACUUGUAUGCGAGCGUGAUGCCCAGGCGAGGGUUGUCACUGCAGGGCCGGGUACGCUGGCUGUUCCUGGGCCUCUUCCUGCUGCUGGUGCUGCUGCUGUUCGCCUACCUGCUGGAGUGCACCCCUCCAGCUGACGUUAGCCUGGUGCUGCCCGGUCUGAGCGGAGAGUUGUAUGGUAAAGAGUAUUACCAGGCUCUGUUGCAGGAGCAGGAGGAGCGCCACCUCAGCCGUGCCACCAGCCUCAAGCGGCAGAUUGCUCAGCUCAAGCAGGAGCUGCAGGAGAUGAAUGAGAAGCUGAAGCUCCUGCAGGACAAGAAGGAGCUGCCAGGGGUGCAGGGCCUUGCCGAGACCAAAGACCACGAGCCCGGGGAUCUGCUGGAAUAUCUCCACUCCCAGAUCGACAAGGCUGAGGUGAGCACGGGGGCGCGCCUGCCCAGCGAAUAUGCAUUGAUCCCCUUCGAGAGUUUCACCUCAUCCAAGGUUUACCAGCUAGAGAUGGGGCUGACGCGGCACCCAGAGGAGAAGCCUGUCCGUAAAGACCGCAGGGACGAGCUGGUGGAGGUCAUCGAGGCAGCGCUGGACAUCAUCAACAACCCUGAUGAGGAAGACGGGGUAGAAGACGACAUGCCAAUGCAGAGACAAACCUAUACAGAGGGCCACUUCACUGAGGGGCUGCACCGGACAGAGCGGGACAAAGGUACACUUUAUGAGCUCUUCUUCGCAAAAGACGAUUCCACCAGCUUCCGUCAUGUCACUCUUUUCCGUCCUUUUGGUCCUUUAAUGAAAGUGAGGAGCACGUCCAUAGAAACAUCAGCAAUCAUAAUCAACAUCAUUGUGCCGCUGGCAGGCAGGGCAGAAACUUUCACACAGUUUUUACACAACUUCAGAGAGGUGUGCGUACAGCAGGACAGGAGAGUACAUCUGACAGUGGUUUACUUCGGCCAAGAGGGUUUACAAGAUGUGAAGUCCUCUUUGGAAAAAAUGUCCAGGGAGGAGAGUUUCUCCAAUUACACACUCAUCCCAGUGGAUGAAGAAUUUUCCAGGGGACGGGGUCUGGAUAUCGGCGCCCAUGCCUGGAAAAGUGGUGAUGUCUUGAUGUUCUUUUGUGAUGUAGACAUCCACUUCACGCUGGAGUUCCUCAAUACCUGCCGUCUUCACUCUUCUCCGAACAAGAAAGUCUUCUAUCCAGUGGUUUUCAGUCUCUAUAAUCCCGCAAUAGUCUAUGGAAAUUUGGAGCUGGCUCCACCCAUUGAGCUUCAGUUGAUUCACAAGAAGGACGCUGGAUUCUGGAGAGAUUUCGGCUUUGGAAUGACAUGUCAGUAUCGCUCAGAUUUCCUAAAUAUUGGAGGCUUUGACCUGGAAGUCAAAGGCUGGGGUGUGGAGGACGUCCACUUAUACAGAAAAUAUCUUCGGAGCGACUUGAUUGUAAUCCGGACACCGGUGUCAGGUCUAUUCCAUCUAUGGCACGAGAAGCAGUGUGCGGACGAACUGACCCCAGAGCAGUAUCGCAUGUGCAUCCAGUCCAAAGCCAUGAAUGAGGCCUCCCACUCCCACCUGGGGAUGCUUGUGUUCCGCGAGGAGAUCGAGGCGCACCUCCGCAAGCAGGCCUUCAAGACCCAGGGCAAAUCAGAGGACUAAGUAAGCUGAGCUUUAUAUAGCUAUCCGGGUUGCAGACGAGCAGUAAGACUGUGCGACCUCCUUAUGACCUUGUUAAUGCACUAUAGCAAACAGCUAUUUACACAGAACCUGUUGCAUUUCACCGCUCAGCUGUAGACACGGAUGAAUGUACGGAAGUGAACAACUGGAUUGAUCAAUGUGAAAAUCCCGGUACACAGUUAAAGCUGUAUUGAAGAGUAUGCCAUUAGGCAGUAUCAGGAAUGAUUGAACACCUUCAAGUUGGGAGAAAUUACAUGACCUGCCAUUUGGGAUUUAUUUUUUGGUGGGGGUGGCAUUGGGUGAUAUAAAACGUGAUCUAUCUCAAGCUGAUUCCAUAAGCAUGUGAUUAGCAUCAGUGGAUGGAUAAUUGUUCAUCUCAUUUCAGCCAAUGUACACGCUUAAAACGCAGCAUUCCAAGCAGCUCUUCGGUCGCUCUGCCCCUAUUUCUUCAUCUAUUUCCAAUCUAUUCUCACAGACUAAAAACUUUCACAACCUACUGUGAAUUCUGUAGGGAGGUACACCAAAAUAUUCCCAUUGUGAGAUUAUUCUCGGAUUCCAAGGUAUGAAAAGAUCUUGAACAAGGUAAAAAUCCAAAGUUUUGGAUAUAGUGUGUGUGUGUGUGUGUGU
Messenger RNA from Lampris incognitus (smalleye Pacific opah), 2714 nucleotides. It is a transcript of the gene csgalnact2, whose product is annotated as chondroitin sulfate N-acetylgalactosaminyltransferase 2. The coding region runs from base 450 to 2069 and encodes 539 amino acids. Gene Ontology annotation, cellular component: Golgi cisterna membrane. The transcript has 8 exons. Lineage: Eukaryota; Metazoa; Chordata; Actinopteri; Lampriformes; Lampridae. Gene Ontology annotation, molecular function: glucuronosyl-N-acetylgalactosaminyl-proteoglycan 4-beta-N-acetylgalactosaminyltransferase activity. The record is from RefSeq and is a predicted model, not a curated record.